GGCGGAAGUUGAAGGGACUGACGCAGAUGGGGGAAGUUUGCCUCGACGGCACUUUCCUGUCUGCGACUCCUCCCCCGCCAGAGGGGCUAGGCUCUGGCAUUCAAGAUGGAGUCGCUGAGUCGGGCUGGGCAGGAGAUGAGCCUGGCGGCCCUGAAGCAACACGACCCCUACAUCACCAGCAUCGCAGACCUCACGGGCCAGGUCGCUCUGUACACCUUCUGCCCCAAGGCCAACCAGUGGGAGAAGACUGAUAUAGAAGGGACCUUAUUUGUAUAUCGAAGGUCAGCUUCCCCUUAUCAUGGUUUUACCAUUGUGAAUCGACUAAAUAUGCACAAUCUAGUUGAACCAGUGAAUAAAGAUUUGGAAUUUCAGCUCCAUGAACCAUUUCUUCUGUACAGAAAUGCAAGCUUGUCGAUAUACAGUAUCUGGUUUUAUGACAAGAAUGACUGUCACCGCAUAGCAAAACUCAUGGCUAAUGUGGUAGAAGAGGAGACACGGCGAUCACAGCAAGCUGCUCGGGAUAAACAGAGUCCCAGCCAGGCCAAUGGCUGCAGCGACCACAGGCCCAUCGACAUCCUGGAGAUGCUGAGCAGAGCCAAGGAUGAGUAUGAGAGGAAUCAGAUGGGUGACUCAAAUAUCUCCAGCCCUGGGUUACAGCCAAGCACUCAUCUCUCCAAUCUGGGAAGCACCGAGACUCUAGAAGAGACACCCUCGGGGCCACAAGAUAAGUCUGCUCCAUCUGGACACAAGCAUCUGACAGUAGAAGAGUUAUUUGGAACCUCUUUGCCAAAGGAACAGCCAGCAGUUUUGGGUCUGGAUUCAGAAGAAGUGGAGAGGUUGCCAGGAGAUGCCUCCCAGAAAGAGCCCAGUUCAUUUCUACCAUUUCCCUUUGAGCAGUCAGGAGGAACCCCUCAAUCAGAAACCCUGGGUGUCCCUUCUGCCCACCUCUCAGUCCAGCCUGAAAUCACCACCCCGGUGCUAAUCACUCCAGCCUCCAUCACACAGUCCAAUGAAAAGCAUGCCCCAAGCUACACAAUCCCGUUGAGCCCCGUUCUCAGUCCCACUCUGCCAGCUGAAGCUCCUACUACACAGGUUCCCCCUAGCUUACCUCGAAACAGCACCAUGAUGCAGGCAGUGAAGACCACGCCUAGACAGAGGUCUCCACUCCUGAACCAGCCAGUCCCUGAGCUAAGCCAUGCCAGUCUGAUUGCCAACCAGAGCCCCUUCAGGGCCCCCUUGAACGUGACAAACACAGCUGGCACAUCCCUCCCAAGCGUUGAUCUUCUCCAGAAACUCAGGUUGACCCCACAGCAUGACCAAAUACAGACACAACCACUUGGGAAAGGUGCAGUGGUAGCCAGCUUUGCUCCAGUAGCUGGUCAGCUGGCCACACCUGAGAGCUUCAUAGAGCCUCCCUCUAAGGCAGCAGCAGCAAGAGCAGCGGCCCCAGCCUCUCUGAGCAACAUGGUGCUUGCUCCCCUUCAGUCUAUGCAGCAGAACCAGGAUCCUGAAGUAUUUGUCCAGCCUAAGGUGUUAUCCAGUGCCAUCCCGGUUUUAGGUGCCCCACUGGUCACUGCAACGACCACUGCAGUGUCUUCAGUCCUGCUAGCCCCGAGUGUUUUCCAGCAGACAGUUGCAAGGUCUUCAGACCUGGAAAGGAAAGCAAGCUCCCCUUCUCCUCUAACUGUUGGAACGCCAGAAAAUCAGAGAAAGCCUUCCAUUAUUCUCAGCAAGUCUCAGCUCCAGGAUACAUUAAUACAUCUAAUAAAGAAUGAUUCCAGCUUCCUCAGUACACUUCAUGAAGUCUAUUUGCAGGUGCUGACCAAGAACAAAGACAACCACAACCUAUGACUGGAGCAGAAUGAGUCUAAAAGCAGAGCGCCAACCUCAGAGACAAAUAGGCUUCAUCAUGGAAACUUCUGAGCAGAACAUUGAGUUUGAGAAUCCUGAAAUUGAGCCUAUGAGAAAGAGACUCAUUUCUUAAGAAUGUUUUCCAAGUGACAUUCUCAGUGAUAAUGGAGGUUUCACUGUGAAGCAUCACCAGCAGACCUUUGUUUUGACAAAAAAAAAAAAAAAAUCAUUAUGUUCAGUUAUGUGGGUGUUUUCAUCAGUUAGGAGCAAGGCUGUGGAAUAAGGAGUCUGAUUCUCGCUUUUACUUUCAAGGACUUACAGAGGAGUAGUCACCAGCCUCACAGCAGAAGUUCAGCCCGGCCAGCACCCCUUCCCCCAACCUACCCCAUAGAAACGGGCUUACAGUCAAGUUCUGAACAGAGUAGAAGGCAGCUCUGCAAAGUAGCUUCACGAUUUUAGGACCAGAAUUUAAGUUGGCAAAUUAGGAAUUAUUUGCCCAAGUGAAGUGUAUUUUAUAUGAACGCCCCAUUUGGGCCUUAAAAGUUGUGAAAUUUCUUAAUAGCAUUUUGUUUUUAAGUGCCCCAGUCCUGCCACGCAGCAGGCUCCCAGUGCAGCAUUACCAUUUGAAUAGGGCACUGUCAGGCUCUGGUGGUGUGGACGCAGGCAUGUCACACCUCUGAAGGAAAGGCUGGGGCUGGGAGUGCCCACAUCCUAUCAAAUCUUCAUUUUAAGUUAAGCUCUCCAGUGGUUGUGAAAACGUUAAGUUUGUGUAUGAAACACAACCUUAUUUUCCUUUUCUGUCACUGUUGGUUGUUUUCUUUAACACUUUGACAAAAGGACCAGUGGACCAAUCUGACGACGCCAUUCUGGUUCCUUUCCUUGAGUGUACUGAGAAUAGUUUUAAAGCUAUGCAGAAAAGGGAGCUGUUAUUCACACUGCCCUUAUUUUGUUGUAGAAUUAUGGAGUUAAAAGAAAAUGUGAUUCCGAACUCUACCAGUAUAUUCCUAGGCUGUGAGUACUUUCCCAGCCCAAAGUGUGAAAAUAUGUAAAGAUGCUUUGUUAUGCUGCUAUUGAUCUGCCAUGAUUUCUAUUUAUUCUUUUAUGGCAUGUAAUGGUGUUUAGUAAGAUUUUAAUGUAGAUUUUGAUUUAUUUCAGCAAUAGUAAUUUUAAGAUA
This is a messenger RNA of Cebus imitator (Panamanian white-faced capuchin), 3025 nucleotides long. RefSeq names its product decapping mRNA 1A (gene DCP1A). Gene Ontology annotation, biological process: deadenylation-independent decapping of nuclear-transcribed mRNA; positive regulation of catalytic activity; deadenylation-dependent decapping of nuclear-transcribed mRNA. Gene Ontology annotation, cellular component: P-body. The record is from RefSeq and is a predicted model, not a curated record. The transcript has 10 exons. The coding region runs from base 106 to 1851 and encodes 581 amino acids. Gene Ontology annotation, molecular function: mRNA binding; enzyme activator activity. NCBI's taxonomy places the organism in Eukaryota, Metazoa, Chordata, Mammalia, Primates, Cebidae.